Aspergillus calidoustus is the source of this 906-nucleotide messenger RNA. NCBI's taxonomy places the organism in Eukaryota, Fungi, Ascomycota, Eurotiomycetes, Eurotiales, Aspergillaceae. The record is from the annotation of a GenBank genome assembly.
AUGGCCCCUUACCAGAAGACUGUUAAGUCCAGCGCGUACUACAGCCGCUACCAGACCAAGUACCGCCGUCGCAGAGAGGGAAAGACCGACUACUAUGCUCGUAAGCGCCUCAUCACCCAGGCCAAGAACAAGUACAACGCUCCCAAGUACCGCCUGGUCGUCCGCUUCACCAACCGCGACAUCGUCACCCAGAUCGUCUACUCUGAGAUCACCGGUGACAAGGUCUUCGCCAGCGCCUACUCCCACGAGCUCAAGCGUUAUGGCAUCACCAACGGUCUGACCAACUGGGCUGCCGCCUACGCCACCGGUCUCCUCCUUGCCCGCCGUACUCUCAAGAAGCUCGGACUCGACGAGGACUUCACCGGUGUUGAGGAGGCCGAUGGUGAGUUCACCCUCACCGAGGCUGCCGAGACCGAUGAGGGCUCCCGCCGCCCCUUCAAGGCCUUCCUCGAUGUUGGUCUUGCCCGUACAUCCACUGGUGCCCGUGUCUUCGGUGCCAUGAAGGGUGCUUCCGACGGUGGUAUCUUCGUCCCCCACUCCGAGAACCGCUUCCCCGGUUACGACAUUGAAGCCGAGGAGCUCGACGCUGAGACUCUCCGCAACUACAUCUUCGGUGGCCACGUCGCUGAGUACAUGGAGGGUCUUGCCGAUGACGACGAGGAGCGCUUCCGUGGUCAGUUCCACAAGUACACCGAGAACGAGAUCGACGCUGGUGAGCUCGAGGAGCUCUACGCCGAGGCCCACAAGGCUAUCCGUGAGGACCCCUUCAAGAAGGAUGAGGAUGAGGGCUCCAAGAAGACCAAGGAGGAGUGGAAGGCUGAGAGCAAGAAGUACAAGAAGGCUAAGCUUACCCGCGAGGAGCGCAAGGCUCGCGUUGAGGCUAAGAUCCGCGAGCUUGCUGCUUAA